GAGUGCCCGUCAUCUGUGAAUGCAGGGGGAAAUGUCCCGCGAAACUUGGUUAGUGCGAGUGGCAACCUAGGCGGAACCGGAGUUGAACUUGGUCGCGGCGGCCUCGAGCAGCCGUUGAGAACCGCAGCGGCUAGUUAUUACAUCCGUCACUCAGGCGCAGAGAGGGAAAACUCUCGCACGGGGUCCAAGCGGAAAUCCUCGCGUUUCUCUCACAUCACUUCACUUCACUUCACUUCGCUCCACUAUACUAACCCGGCAUUCGGUGAAUUCUUUUUGGAGUCUUUCAUUCUUGAUAAUAAGAACCCGGCAUUCGGUGAAUUGUUUUUGGAGUCUUUCAUUCUUGAUAAUAAGGAAAGCCAAGAGGAACACGAAUUUUUAGGACCUAUAUUUGAUAACAUCGUAUCUGGUUCCAUUGAUAGGCCGUUGCUCAAUGAGACGAUGAUGUGGAAUCAUCAGCAUCAUCAUCAGAAUGCACUUAAGAAAAAGCAAGUCAACAUU
Molecule: messenger RNA, 498 nt
Organism: Notodromas monacha
Lineage: Eukaryota; Metazoa; Arthropoda; Ostracoda; Podocopida; Cyprididae
Source: the annotation of a GenBank genome assembly